AUGUCACACCUCUUCCCACCGCCUGAAGCGCUCAAGAGGUCCAUGGUCACCCCGUUGGGAACCACCGCGUCCACGCCGACACCCAACCAGGCUCGACGCGAGCUUUUCACCGUGUAUUCCGUGGUCGAAGAUGCAAGGGAAAAGGCGCACAAGCUUGGCGCGGAGGCAACAAGAGAAUUCGAAAAGGCCAGCUCCGCCGCGCAGGCCAAGGCCGGCAAGAUUGAGCUGUACUCGGGCAGGUACUACGCUGCUUGCACCGUUGGCGGUCUCAUGGCGUGUGGCCUCACCCACACCGCCGUGACGCCCCUCGACCUCGUCAAGACCCGUCGUCAAGUCGACUCGAAGCUCUACACCGGUAACUUCCAGGCAUGGGGCAACAUCUACCGCGCCCAAGGGCUCCGCGGCAUCAUGACUGGCUGGAGCCCUACCCUGUUUGGGUACAGUGCCCAGGGAUCCUUCAAGUACGGCUGGUAUGAGUACUUCAAGAAGACGUACGGCGACAUUGCUGGCCCAGAAGCCGCCUACAGGUACAAGACCGGCCUCUAUCUCGCCGCCUCUGCUUCCGCCGAGUUCCUGGCCGACAUUGCUCUUUGUCCCUUUGAGGCCGUCAAGGUGCGCAUGCAGGGCACCAUUCCAAACCCUUAUACCGGUACGCUGCACGGCAUCAACACCAUUGUCGCCGAGGAAGGACGCGCCGGCCUGUACAAGGGACUGUACCCGUUGUGGGGACGUCAGAUCCCCUACACCAUGAUGAAGUUUGCUUCGUUUGAGACCAUUGUUGAAAAGAUUUACGACCGUCUUCCCGGACAGAAGAGCGACUACGGCAAGGCUGCUCAAACUGGUGUUUCCUUUACUGGCGGAUACCUCGCUGGCAUCCUAUGUGCCGUUGUCUCCCACCCGGCCGAUGUCAUGGUCAGCAAACUGAAUGCCUAUCGAAAACCUGGCGAGGGAUUUGGGACCGUCAUGAACCGCAUAUACGGGGAAAUUGGAUUCAGGGGACUCUGGAACGGUCUCCCCGUCCGUAUCGUCAUGAUUGGCACUCUGACUGGUCUCCAGUGGAUGAUUUAUGAUUACUUCAAGAUUUUCAUGGGCCUCCCGACCACUGGUGGCCCCCCUCCUCCCGACAAGAAAUAA
Metarhizium album ARSEF 1941 is the source of this 1134-nucleotide messenger RNA. Its product is annotated as mitochondrial phosphate carrier protein 2. Gene Ontology annotation, molecular function: phosphate transmembrane transporter activity. Gene Ontology annotation, cellular component: mitochondrial inner membrane. The record is from RefSeq and is a predicted model, not a curated record. The transcript has 3 exons. NCBI's taxonomy places the organism in Eukaryota, Fungi, Ascomycota, Sordariomycetes, Hypocreales, Clavicipitaceae. Gene Ontology annotation, biological process: mitochondrial phosphate ion transmembrane transport. Bases 1 to 1134 code for a protein of 377 amino acids.